UGGUCCACCGCGCCCACUGGAAGCUGGAGGCUGCCUGGGAAGCUGGAGCAUCCCUGUUUUGUUCCCCACCGACCCAGAAUCAGUGAAGAAAAAGAAGCAUAGCCAAAGCUUUAUGUUGACCAUUUGAGCAGACAUGGGAUGCAGGAGGGGAGGGACUGGUCAAUCGCUGAGUUAGCUGACUGGGGCUUUUUUAAUUCAACACUAUAUCCAACACUAUGGCAAAGCAGUACGAUGUGCUCUUCCGACUCCUGCUUCUCGGAGAUUCUGGGGUUGGGAAAACAUGUUUGCUCUGCAGAUUCACGGACAAUGAAUUUCACCCUUCUCACAUUUCGACCAUCGGAGUCGACUUCAAAAUGAAGACACUAGUAAUAGAUGGUAUCAAAGUGCGGAUACAGAUAUGGGACACUGCAGGCCAAGAGAGAUAUCAGACCAUCACUAAGCAGUACUACAGACGAGCCCAGGGAAUCUUCCUGGUGUAUGAUAUCACGAGUGAGCGAUCCUUCCAACACAUCAUGAAGUGGGCCAGUGACGUGGAUGAGUAUGCUCCUGACAAGGUCCAGAAGAUCCUCGUAGGGAACAAGUCAGAUGAUGUGGACAAGAGGCAGGUGGCUACAGAGCAAGGUAUCAAGCUAGCUAAGGCUUAUGGAAUGGACUUCUUUGAGACAAGUGCCUUCACCAACCAUAAUAUAACAGAGACUUUCACACGACUGGCUGAACAGGUGCUGGCAGCCAAUAAAAAGGACCUGGAUCUCCUCCGGAUGUCCAUUAAUGACGAGAUUAAUCUUGCUGCUCUGGAGGAAGAGGAAGGACUCUGUGACAGUACAGCGGGCGACCAAGGCAAAGGCUGCUGGUGUUAAAGAAAUAACAGGAAUUAAGUUGAAUAUGUUAUCAGCAGACACUUUGCACACUCUGGGCAAAAUGUGUCUCCUUUUGUCUUUAGUUGAAAUAAAGAGGAACACUGAGCUGCUAUUGUGAAACCAGCUAUUUCCCUCUGUUUCACGGAGCAAUGCCAGAAAUGCUAAUGAGCCGUUUGAGAGCAGUUUCAAGGACAAAGGUGGAAACAUUUUGCCACAAUGUGCCAAAUGUGUUGUGAAUUAACCAACUGAAGGUCCAAAUGUCAGGCCUCCCUAAUGGGACAGAAUGCUUAUUGUCUAAGCACUAAUUCCUGCUCUGUUCAGUGUGUCUAUGAUGU
This is a messenger RNA of Micropterus salmoides (largemouth bass), 1192 nucleotides long. RefSeq names its product ras-related protein Rab-15-like. Gene Ontology annotation, biological process: Rab protein signal transduction. NCBI's taxonomy places the organism in Eukaryota, Metazoa, Chordata, Actinopteri, Centrarchiformes, Centrarchidae. Bases 216 to 857 code for a protein of 213 amino acids. The record is from RefSeq and is a predicted model, not a curated record. Gene Ontology annotation, molecular function: GTPase activity; GTP binding. The transcript has 7 exons.